ACACUUCCGGCUUGUGAAGCGGCGCCGCUGUGGGCUGUGUGAGCGGAGUGAGGGGCGGACAGGGGCCCGGGGACAGCGCGGCGGCGGGGACAGGGGACAGCGCGGCGGCGGCUCACUGCGCCCUCACUGCUUCACUAAACGCUUUUAAAAGCCCUGAUCCCGAACAGGAUUCCCACAGUCAGACUCUCCGAACCGCGUUCCGUCACCGUUUUCCUCCCAUGCGGUUGUUGAUGUAUUGAGGAUGACAAUGGAAGAGAUGAAGAAUGAAACUGAGACGAGUUCCAUGGUCUCGAUGACGUUAUACGCUGUCAUGUAUCCCGUCUUCAACGAGCUGGAGAGAAUAAACCUGUCAGCGGCUCAGACUCUGCGUGCAGCAUUUAUUAAAGCGGAGAAGGAGAACCCGGGGCUCACUCAGGACAUCAUCAUGAAGAUCCUGGAGAAGAAGAACAUGGAGAUUAAUUUCACAGAGUCCUUACUGCGCAUGGCUGCAGACGAUGUGGAAGAGUAUCUGAUCGAGAGGCCGGAGCAGGAGUUUCAGGAUCUGAAUGAUAAAGCUCGAGCACUGAAGCAGAUCCUGAGUAAAAUUCCCGAUGAGAUAAACGACAGAGUGCGCUUUCUCCAGACUAUAAAAGACAUCGCCAGUGCCAUCAAGGAGCUGCUGGACACCGUCAACAACGUCUUCAAGAAAUACCAGUAUCAGAACCGCAGGGCGCUUGAACACCAAAAGAAGGAAUUUGUGAAGUACUCGAAAAGUUUCAGCGACACACUGAAGACCUACUUCAAAGACGGAAAAGCAAUAAACGUGUUCAUUAGUGCCAACCGGCUGAUCCACCAAACCAACCUGAUCCUGCAGACCUUCAAAACCGUCGCCUAGGAAACCGAGAGAGAGAGAGAGAGAGAGAGAGAUUGUGUGGAUGAGUGUGAGGGUUUAUUGAAAAUUCCUGUUAUAAUGUAAUAUACAAAAGUCUUUUGUUUCUUUCAUCUUUUUGUCUUUUUCCUCUUUUUGAAAGUGUAAUUUAUAAACUGGAGGAAACUAAUAAAAAAAUAAACAUCC
Neoarius graeffei (lesser salmon catfish) is the source of this 1054-nucleotide messenger RNA. RefSeq names its product programmed cell death protein 10. Bases 242 to 874 code for a protein of 210 amino acids. The transcript is spliced from 8 exons. Gene Ontology annotation, cellular component: Golgi apparatus; FAR/SIP/STRIPAK complex. NCBI's taxonomy places the organism in Eukaryota, Metazoa, Chordata, Actinopteri, Siluriformes, Ariidae. The record is from RefSeq and is a predicted model, not a curated record. Gene Ontology annotation, molecular function: protein kinase binding. Gene Ontology annotation, biological process: positive regulation of MAP kinase activity; regulation of Golgi organization.